AUGGAGAUCCCUGUGAUAGACAUCAAUGAGCUUGAUGGUGAGAAGAGAAGCAAAACAAUGGCGCUUCUCCACCAGGCCUGUGAGAAAUGGGGCUUCUUUCAGAUUGAGAACCAUGGAAUUGAUAAAGAGUUGAUGGACAAGGUGAAGCAGUUGGUGAAUCAACAUUAUAAAGAGAACAUGAAGAAGAGGUUCUACGACUCGGAAAUAGCAAAGAGCGUGGAGAAUACAGGCAAUACCACUAACAUAGACUGGGAAAGCACCUUUUUCAUUUGGCAUCGUCCAAACUCAAACAUCGAUGAGAUUACCUGCCUCUCGGAGGAUCUUCGCAAAACAAUGGAUGGAUACAUUGAUCAACUGAUCAACUUGGCAGAAAAGCUUUCAGAACUUAUGUGCGAGAAUCUGGGUUUGGAGAAGGGUUAUAUAAGGGAAGCAUUUACAGGAAGCAAAGGUCCUUCGGUGGGGACAAAAGUUGCAAAAUACCCUCAAUGCCAUAACCCUGAACUAGUCAGAGGACUGCGUGAGCACACAGAUGCUGGUGGGAUUAUUCUUUUGCUCCAAGAUGACAAAGUACCUGGUCUCGAAUUCUUCAAUGAUGGGCAAUGGGUAGAGAUUCCACCUUCCAAGAAUAACUCCAUCUUCAUUAACACAGGCGAACAAUUGGAAGUUUUGACCAAUGGAAUGUACAAAAGUGCUUUGCACCGUGUCAUGACAAACAAAAACGGAAGCAGACUCUCCAUUGCCACCUUCUACAAUCCAGCUGGUGAUGCUAUAAUCUCUCCAGCUCCCAAGCUAUUAUAUCCCAAUCACUUCCGUUUUCAAGAUUAUCUGAACCUUUACGCCCAAACCAAGUUUGGAGACAAGGGUACCAGAUUUGAGUCCAUGAAGAAAAUGACCAACGGGCACUAG
Molecule: messenger RNA, 906 nt
Organism: Ilex paraguariensis (yerba mate)
Lineage: Eukaryota; Viridiplantae; Streptophyta; Magnoliopsida; Aquifoliales; Aquifoliaceae
Source: the annotation of a GenBank genome assembly